Suillus paluster is the source of this 2790-nucleotide messenger RNA. Its product is annotated as Sodium/calcium exchanger protein-domain-containing protein. Gene Ontology annotation, biological process: intracellular calcium ion homeostasis; transmembrane transport; monoatomic cation transport. NCBI's taxonomy places the organism in Eukaryota, Fungi, Basidiomycota, Agaricomycetes, Boletales, Suillaceae. The transcript is spliced from 5 exons. Bases 35 to 2416 code for a protein of 793 amino acids. The record is from RefSeq and is a predicted model, not a curated record. Gene Ontology annotation, molecular function: monoatomic cation transmembrane transporter activity. Gene Ontology annotation, cellular component: membrane.
GUGUCCUACAGACUGCUACUAGUAUCUUUCUACCAUGUCUAACGCGGCAGCCAAGCUCGUUUUCGUUGCAUGUCUUGUUAUCAAUGCACUUUUAUGGUCUCAGAGUCGAUAUGGGCACCACAAGUCUACUCUAGUUUCCCUAUGGAAGCGGGAGUUAACAGAGAAGAGCUGUUCACCUCUAGCAUAUGAACUUUCAUCGCAAUGCGCACACGUUCUAGAGUCAUGUCCAUUACCUUCGACGUUCCUCAGUAUUCCCUACUUAUCCCACUACUUCUGCGCCCCAGCACAACUCCGACCUCUCAUCUUCGCCGGAUUACUCCUCUGGCUGCUCUUUCUAUUCAGCACACUAGGAAUAUCUGCAUCUGACUUCUUCACUCCAAACUUGGCAACAAUCGCAACAUUCCUAGGUCUCGAUGAAAAUGUCGCCGGUGUCACCUUCCUCGCUUUCGGUAAUGCCUCCCCGGACGUGUUCAGCACUUUCUCUGCAAUGCGGGCAGACUCGGGCAGUCUUGCAAUUGGAGAACUACUUGGAGCAGCUUCAUUCAUAGUAAGCGUCGUCGCAGGCAGCAUGUGCAUCAUAAAGCCAUUCAGGGUCGAACGCACACCCUUCCUCAGGGAUGUCGGCUUCUUUACCCUCUCCGUCGUCGUCCUCCUCGUCAUACUCCAAGAUGGCCUUAUUAGAGCAGCGGAGUGCGCAUUCUUGGUCGCAAUGUACGUGUGCUAUGCAGUAGUCGUCGUGGUCGGAAGCUGGUGGGAACGGCGGCGCGAACGAAGGGAAAGGCUAGAAGCUCUCAUCCGAGCAGAAUACGGCGAAGAUGAGACCGUAGUGGAACCAUAUCAUGACCUAGUCACUCCCGCUGACACCCUCACCGUGCCCCUCUCCCCACCAACCCGAAGUCGCGCAGCAUCAUGCCCCCAGCCCCCACGACUUUCACUCGCAACUCCUGCAUUCCCUCGCCCCUUAUCAUCCUCUUUCCACGCACUGUCCCCUGGUGGGGCCCGUACUCCCUCGCCCCUCACCUCACCUCACCUCUCACAGAUGCCAUCCUUCUCCCUGGUCGGAGCCCUCGAGUUCAGACAGGUGGUCGCAAGCCUACAAGCACACGCCGCUUCGAGCAGCUUAUCUAUCUUCGAGAGCCCUAUCACCCCUUACGCCGGUGGCCGCUACCACCUACACGGGAGCCAUGCAAGCCGCACUCCAUCGAGCGAGGUAGAUCCUUGGGACUCGACAUUAGGUGUCCCUCUCGACGAACGUAGCCCAAGACUACUCGUGAAUGAUAUGAUCCCAGAGGGCCACGAACCAUCCCCCUCACCGUCUACAACCGACGUGCAGGCACACGCCUCUACCUCAAUCUCACCCAUCCCUUCCAUCUCGCAUACACCUGCGUCUCCAACUGAUGCUGCGUCCACGACGACUACGGAGGUGGAGCCGUAUGUCCCGCCCUCGAAACUCCAGCGUGUAUGCCGAGUCGUCAAAAAGACCUAUUAUAUCCUCUUCCCUGCGCUGCAUCACUUUAAAGAGAAGAAUAUCCUAGGGAAAAUAGCCAGUCUGCUUGCAGCGCCUGCUGUGAUGGCGCUCACCCUGACAUUACCAGUCGUCGUCGUCCCGUACGACUCCAAUGGAUCCGCAUCAGAAAAACACAAACGCCAUCACCAUAGUGCUGGCGAGGAUGGCCGCUUGGUGGAGUUCGAGGAAGACGGCAUCGAACGUGCCUUGAUCGCGGAGGAGGUGAUGCAGCCGGACCUGCACGAGAUUGAGUUCAAUAAAUGGUUGAUGGCUGCUCAAUGCGUGUUAGGCCCUUUGUUUUGUCUAGGAGUGUUAUUCCACGACGCGAAUCACCUUCCAUUCCUCGUGUUAGGGACGGCUGUGUGCGGAAUUGCAGUUGCUGCGCUUGUACUCGUGUUUGCGGAUGGUAGAAGUCACCCUACUGCGCGUAUGGCGCGGUGUAGUAUGGGCUUCUUGGUUGCUAUCGCAUGGAUCAUGGCAAUCGCCGAUGAGGCUGUUAAUGUAUUACAGACAUUCGGUUUUAUUUUUGGACUCUCAGAUGCCAUAAUCGGCCUCACCAUCUUCGCAGUAGGCAACUCCCUCGCAGAUCUCGUAGCAAACAUGAGCGUAGCUGUAUUCGCCCCGAUCAUGGGUUUCUCCGCCUGCUUCGGCGGUCCCAUGAUGAACAUCCUCCUCGGCGUCGGUAUCUCCGGCAGCUACGUCAUCUCCCAGUCCUCUGGUCAACCCUAUGAGCUCCAUUUCUCCCCUACGCUUAUGAGCAGUACAUUCGGCUUGCUCUCGCUGUUGAUUGUAACGCUCGUGAUGGUACCGAUGAAUGGGUAUGUGUUGAGUAGGUCUUGGGGGAUAUUUUUAGUCGGGGCGUAUUUUGUGGUUAUGGGUGUUAAUUUGUGGGUGGAGUUGAGGUGGUAGGUGGGUGGUGGGGGUGAUGGUGCAGAUGGUGAGAUGUAUCGAUAUAUACGCUUGGCAUUUUAAGGCUGACGGAUGGUGCUUGGCAUUUGGGACUUGGCAUUGGAUGUUAUCAUGUUUUAACUGUUAUACCUGCAUCUGAUGUUGCAGUGCACUGCUUGGAUAGAUGCUACUUCACUCUGCAUCGUGUAUGCAUACAUUCGAUUGAUGAUCAAUGAUCAUUUCCUCCUCCUGCUGUAUUCGGGAGGUUUGUAUUUGUACGCUUCGUAUCAUCCGACGGCUUCUGCUGCUUCAUCGUUGUAUUCAUGUGGCGUGGCAAGACGGCGUAAUUGCCUCAUAUUUAUAAGUCCUUGCCUUAUUUACGCUCGUUUGGAAUA